This is a messenger RNA of Trachymyrmex cornetzi, 933 nucleotides long. Its product is annotated as zinc finger protein 681-like. Bases 1 to 933 code for a protein of 310 amino acids. The record is from RefSeq and is a predicted model, not a curated record. The transcript is spliced from 7 exons. Gene Ontology annotation, biological process: regulation of gene expression. NCBI's taxonomy places the organism in Eukaryota, Metazoa, Arthropoda, Insecta, Hymenoptera, Formicidae. Gene Ontology annotation, cellular component: nucleus.
AUGCGGAGUGUGUGUAAAGAACGGUAUCUAAACUCGCACAGGAUAGUACAUACCGAAGUGAGAUCUCACAAAUGCGGAGUGUGUGGUAAAGCAUUUAAGAGAAAAUUUGAUUUGUGUCGACAUAAAAAAAUUCAUACAGGUGACAAACCAUAUCAAUGCGAAUUUUGUGAUAAAUCAUUUAAAGUAGAAUGUAAUCUAACCUCGCACAGGAUGGUACAUCUCGAAGUGAGAUCUCACAUAUGCGGAGUGUGUCAUAAAGCAUUUAAGAAAAAAUCAGAUUUGCGUCGGCAUAAAAAAAUUCAUACAGGUGAAAAACCAUAUCAAUGCGAGAUUUGUGGUAAAUCAUUUAGUGAAGAAUCGAAUCUAAUCUCGCACAGGAUGGUACAUAUCGAAGUGAAAUCUCACAAAUGCGGAGUGUGUGGCAAAGCAUUUAAGAGAAAAAGUGAUCUGCAUAAGCAUGAAAAAAUUCAUACAGGUGGAAAACCAUAUCAAUGCGAAAUUUGUGAUAAAUCGUUUAAGAUGGUACAUAUCGAAGUGACAUCUCACAUAUGCGGAGUGUGUGGUAAAGCAUUUAAGAGGAAAAAAAAUUUGCAUCAGCAUGAAAAAAUUCAUACUGGCGAAAAACCAUAUCAAUGCGAGGUUUGUGAUAAAUCAUUUAGUCAAAAAUCGUAUCUAGCCAGGCACAAGAGGAGACAUAACAAUGAAAAACUUUACAAGUGUGCCCAAUGUGAGAACUGUUAUGCAACAAAACAUAGUUUGCGUCGUCAUAUAAACGUGAAGCACAACGGUGAAAGAACCGCGUCUAAGGCAAGUCCCACACAACUUAUUGAUGAGUCUAGUAGUGUGGGACCAGAACGAAACGCUGCGGCCGACUACAAAGCUUUGAGUCAGGCCUCCUUAGUGGACAUUCCACAAUGCUAUGUUACGUCCUGA